Penicillium canescens is the source of this 372-nucleotide messenger RNA. RefSeq lists its product as uncharacterized. NCBI's taxonomy places the organism in Eukaryota, Fungi, Ascomycota, Eurotiomycetes, Eurotiales, Aspergillaceae. The record is from RefSeq and is a predicted model, not a curated record. The coding region runs from base 1 to 372 and encodes 123 amino acids. The transcript has a single exon.
AUGAUCGAGACCACAGAUGCUUACUGCUGUGUUUACGAUUUGAUCCCCAGAACGGAAAGCCCAUCUACUUCCACGAAGACUGUAACGUCAUUUGACGACGAAUGGGCCGGGGCAGAUUAUUGCUUCAAAAAGAUUCCUUUCACAGCCAGUGAUUAUUCGAGUCAGGUCUCUUUGGCAUCGGCGCAGGCUGUCGCAACCAACACAGGACCUUCGACCAAUGAGGCGACUUCUAUGAGCACAAGCUCAGGCUCGAGCUCCACUACGGCAUCGGCAUCUGUGACUCCGACUACGAACGCGGCUAUGUCGCUUGCUACGGCUAAAAAGGUGGUGCUUGGUGGUGCCGGAGUUGCUGCAGCUCUUUUUGCUUUGUGA